CCAAUGAGUGAGAAAAAAGUAUAUGUCUAGGUUCUCUUCAUGUAAUCAGAAUAGGCCCCAGAAAUCAGAAUUCACCCUUAUUUAUUUUAAUUUAUUUUGUUAGUGUUUUUUACUUCAUUAUCAUUAAAAAGUUCAUUUCUUUUUUCAUUUUCUACCAAUUUUAAGCCAAAAAAAUUGAAUCUUGAUCAAGAUUGAUCUGUGUAGAUAUAUUUUUAUAUAUAAUAUUGUACUACUAAUAUAUAUCAUAUAUGUAUAUGUAUAGAUAAUAAUUGUUCAAAAAAAGGCUGUUGAAUCACAAGAAGCUUGCAGACUAUUGUCUUUUAUUAUUUUUCUUCUUCUAUAGAUUUUCUUGGUGAUUGAUUGAUGGAAUAAAUGAAAGUUUGUUGGUUUAAUGAGCUUGAUAUUGGUCUUUUUUGAAGUGGGUUCUUGUUUGUUCAGGGUUUUAGGGUCAAGAAACUUGACCCAAUAAGCUUCUGAAGCUGCUUGUUUUGAUCAAGAAAGAAGGUCUGUUUCUUGAAAUUAUUAGUUUUUUUUUCAAGAUUAUGUAUUGUUUUCUUUUGUGAUUCAUGUUUCUUGAAAAUCUUGGUGGUUUCUUGAAAUGAGAGGUUGCUAGAUCUAAAGAUUCAUACCUUCUGUUCUGGGUCUCAUCCUUUUGGGUUUUGAUAUUAGGGUUCUUGAUAAUCUUGAUGAGUUCUUGAUAAUCUUGAAUCUUAAAUCUUGAAUCUUGAUGAGUUCUUGAAGUGGGGUUUUGCUAGAUUUAAAGAUUAUUGGGUUUCUUUGAUGUUAUCUUCAUCUGGGUUCAAUCUUUUUUGGGUUUAGAGCUUAGGGUUCUUGAAAAUCAUGAAUCUUGAUGGUUUCUAGAAAUGGGGUUUUGCUAGAUUUCAAGAUUAUUGGGCUUCUUUGAUGUUAUCUUCAACUGGGUUCAAUCUUUUUUGGGUUUAGAAUUUAGGGUUCUUGAAAAUCUUGAAUCUUGAUGAUUUCUUGAAAUGGGGUUUUGCUAGAUUCAAAGAUUAUUGGGUUUCUUUGAUGUUAUCUUCCACUGGGUUCAAUCUUUUUUGGGUUUAGAUUUUAGGGUUCCUAAAGGGUUUCAUUUUCCCCCUUUCUGGGUUCCAAAAUGUUGAAAAUAUUGAAAAUAUUGGUGCUUGGAUUGUUGGUUGCUUCGGUUGUCACUGUAUCGUUAGCGAACGGCGAUGAAUUUGCUCACUGUCACUGUGACGACGAAGACAACGCACACAUCAUCGAAAGCCAGCGAGUAAGUGAUUUCCUAAUAGCGAUCGCUUAUUUCUCAAUCCCACUCGAAUUACUCUACUUUUUAAGUUGUUCAGAUGUGCCAUUCAAAUGGGUUGUUGUUGAAUUCAUCUUGUUUAUAGUCCUUUGCGGGAUGACCCAUUUGAUCAACGGUUGGGGAUAUUACGGCAAUCAAACAUUCCAAUUAAUGAUGGCGUUAACGGUUUUUAAAUUGUUAACGGCUCUUGUUUCGUGCGCCACUGCGAUCACCCUUUUGACUUUGAUCCCAUUGCUGCUUAAAUUCAAAGUUCGCGAACUUUUCUUGAAACAAAACGUGUUGGAGCUCGAUCAAGAAGUUGGAAUUAUGAAAAAACAAAAAGAAGCCGGUUGGCAUGUGCGUAUGCUUACACAUGAAAUCAGAAAAUCGUUGGAUCGACAUACUAUUUUAUACACCACUUUAGUCGAGCUUUCGAAUACGUUAGCUCUUCAAAACUGUGCGGUUUGGAUGCUAAAUGAAGAAAAAACCGUAAUGAAUUUAACUCAUGAAUUAAGACCAAAUUCCUCAGCUUACCAUUCUUCGAUCCCCAAAAACGACCCUGAUGUAUUAGAGAUAACACAGAAGAAAGGUGUGACGAUUUUGAGGGCGGAUUCGGUACUUUCGGUUCAAAGUAGAGGCGGGUUAUCGGAAUCGGGCCCCGUGGCUGCGAUCCGUAUGCCGAUUCUUCACGUUUCCAAUUUUAAAGGCGGGACUCCUGAGUUUGUCGACACGUGUUACGCAAUAUUAGUUCUGGUUCUUCCAAACGAAGGUGAACGAAACUGGAGCAUUGACGAACUGCAAAUCGUGGAGGUGGUGGCCGACCAAGUGACUGUCGCACUAUCGCACGCUGCGGUUCUCGAAGAAUCACAAUCAAUGCGUGAAAAACUAGUCGAACAAAACCGUGUUUUACAGCAAGCUAAAGAAAACGCCAUGAUGGCGAGUCAAGCCCGCAACUCGUUUCAAAAAGUUAUGAGUCACGGAAUGAGACGACCCAUGCAUUCGAUAAUGGGCCUUCUUUCGAUCCUCCAAGACGAAAAAAAGAGCCCAAAUCAAACCAAUAUCAUCGACACGUUGUCUAAAACAAGCAGCGUUUUAUCGACUCUAAUAAACGACGUAAUGGAGAUAUCUGCUAAAGAUACGGGCCGGUUACCGUUGGAAAUACGACCGUUUCAGUUACACUCAAUGGUUAAAGAAGCUUGUUGCUUGGUUAAAUGUUUAUGUAUCAAUCAAGGGUUCGGGUUUGCGAUGGAGGUUCCGAGUUCGCUUCCGAAUUUGGUUAUGGGCGAUGAAAUGAGAACGGUUCAGGUUUUGUUACAUAUGGUUGGUAAUUUACUUGAUGUUAGUGAAGAAGGGCGGUUGGUUACGUUUCGCGUUAGUUUGGAGAACGGAAAUGAUAAUAAAGGGUGGGGAACGGGUCGACCUGUGGGUGACGAGUUUGUGAAUGUGAAGUUUGAUAUAGGGACCGGUGAUGUCGGUUUUCAAUCGGAAGUAGCGGUUUUGAGUAUGAAUUCGGGAGUUAAACGGCAAAAGGCGAACCGAGUUAAAGACAGCUUGAGCUUCACUAUGUGUAAAAAACUAGUACAGAUGAUGCAAGGAAAAAUAUGGAUGUUGACAAAUUCGCAAGGCUACAUACAAAGCACAAGUCUAGUACUCAGAUUUCAAAUUCAACAAACAUUCAGCAGACCGAUGUUUGACCUCGGAAACUUCGUUGACCAACCAAAGUCAAACUCGAUCUUCAGGGGCCUUCAAGUAAUUUUAGCAGAUGACGACAAUGUAAACCGAAUGGUCACCAAAAAGCUCCUUGAAAAAAUCGGCUGCGUAGUCACCACAGUGUCAUCCGGUUUCGAGUGCUUGAGCUCACUCGGGCCUACAAUGAGCCCGUUUCACGUCGUGAUUUUGGAUCUCCACAUGCCUGAGAUGGACGGCUUCGAAGUUGCCACGCGGAUUCGUAAGUUUCGUAGCCGUAAUCGGCCCUUGAUUAUUGCGUUGACUGCGAGCGCCGAAGAACAAGUGUGGGAGCGAUGUUUGCAAGUGGGGAUGAACGGGGUGAUCAGGAAACCGGUUCUGUUGCGGGGCUUGGAAAAUGAGCUUCGAACGGUUUUACAACGAGCUGGUGAACGGUUAUCGGGCUAGUAGAUAUAGGAAAAUUAACAUUUGUUUUGGUUUCUUAUACUACCUCCUUGAUGCAAAAUCCAUUAUAAAAAUUUCAAACUAUAUAGUAAUCUGAAUACAUAGAUUUAUUUUAGCUUC
Molecule: messenger RNA, 3514 nt
Organism: Helianthus annuus (common sunflower)
Lineage: Eukaryota; Viridiplantae; Streptophyta; Magnoliopsida; Asterales; Asteraceae
Product: protein EIN4
Exons: 2
Coding region: 1115-3397 (760 amino acids)
Biological process (GO): response to ethylene; phosphorelay signal transduction system
Cellular component (GO): endoplasmic reticulum membrane; endoplasmic reticulum
Molecular function (GO): protein binding; ethylene receptor activity; phosphorelay sensor kinase activity
Source: RefSeq, a predicted model, not a curated record